AUGAAGCCAGUGCUGGAUGGCAGCCCCCCGACAGAAGGAUGCGGGCGCGGCCGGGACCCGCGCAGCCGGUGGCCGUCCCUGCCGUCCCUGGCCGAGGUCACCGAGUUCAGAGCACUCGGCCACGCACCUGCCCCCCGCUCCCCGGCUGCCAGUCCUGUCCCCGCAGCGCCCCGCGGGGGGCCCGCAGCGAGGCGCGGGCCAGGGCCGGGAGCCGCAGCGCGCCGCCGCCGCCGGUGCGAGCCGGGGACCCCCGAGCGCCACCCCAGGCCGCCGCCGCCGCAGCGCCGCCCGCAGCGCCGAACAAUGCGCGGCCGCCCCGCCACUCACCUCUCACGUGGCCGUGCAGGCUGCCCGCCGGGGCCCCGACUGCCCGGGGCAUUGUGGGAUCGCGACUCCGGGAUGCCCGCCACGGGAAGGAGAACUGGCCGGGUCGGGUCACGGGAGCAUGGCGAGCGCCCCGACUCGUCGGGCUGCGGCGAGAGACUGGGGCAUGUCGCCGUGCAGCCUCUUAUCGCCGCGCGCCGGUUUCCGCCGCUGCGCGGCCCCUCCCCCGCGCCAGCCCCGCCAGGAAGGCGCGCGGACGCGCCCGCCGCCGAGCUCCCACGCGCAGCCCCGGCCCCCGCCCGUCCGCCCGCCCGCCCGCCCGCCAGCCCGCUCCCUCGCCCGCCAGCCCGCUCGCUCGCUCGCCCGGGCCCGCGCCGCUUACCGCCGCUCCAGCUCCGAGGGCUCCGCGCCCAGCCCGGGCGGCCCACAAGGUUAGACGGAAGGUUAGAGUCAGCGGCCGGGCCUGCCGGGGCAGAAGCGCCGCACUGCCUGGAACCUGGAGGGCGAAGGGCGGGAAAGAAGCCGCAAGGGUGUUGGCGGGUAUCUUCCUCCAGCAGUCAGCACUCCACAGUUUCGGAGUUCUGCGGGAAAACUGAUCGUCACCCAAGCACAAACCCAGGCCACCUUCCCGUCUAA
Molecule: messenger RNA, 960 nt
Organism: Peromyscus californicus insignis
Lineage: Eukaryota; Metazoa; Chordata; Mammalia; Rodentia; Cricetidae
Product: basic proline-rich protein-like
Exons: 1
Coding region: 1-960 (319 amino acids)
Source: RefSeq, a predicted model, not a curated record